Blastomyces gilchristii SLH14081 is the source of this 2490-nucleotide messenger RNA. Its product is annotated as COP9 signalosome complex subunit 12. Gene Ontology annotation, biological process: post-transcriptional tethering of RNA polymerase II gene DNA at nuclear periphery; transcription elongation by RNA polymerase II; poly(A)+ mRNA export from nucleus. The transcript is spliced from 7 exons. Lineage: Eukaryota; Fungi; Ascomycota; Eurotiomycetes; Onygenales; Ajellomycetaceae. Gene Ontology annotation, cellular component: transcription export complex 2. The record is from RefSeq and is a predicted model, not a curated record. The coding region runs from base 24 to 1391 and encodes 455 amino acids. Gene Ontology annotation, molecular function: RNA binding; double-stranded DNA binding.
CAGGGCGCUAACCGUGUUGGGGAAUGCCAAGACACCCCACCCUCUCAGCUAAAAUACAAUUGUCAACUACGAACAUCGAACAACAACACGAGGAUCGGCGAACUGACUGGCUUGGUCUGGGAGGUGAAUGGCUAAAGUUCAAACACCAAGGAUAUUUGCUCACCCUGCAUCAGUUACCAGCUCCUUUUCUGCAAUUCCGCGUACCUCACCAACACUCCUACACCAGUCAGCGCACCCAGGGCCGCAAAAUGAGUACAGUAUUUGCUGAGUUCAAAGAAGCUCAGCAGACAGGCAUUGGUUCUGCACUGGCCGCUACAAUCACUCCUGUUGCCCCUCCAAAGGACCCAGAUAGGCUGCGAAAUUUGUAUUAUUUCACAAAUGCUGCCAAUGUUCAGGUGGAUAUCAGAUAUGCUCUCCUUCAAGACCGAUCAACGGGGAUCAAACUUCCGAAGCAGGAAGGCAAUGUGUGGGUAGAAAUUUUCGUGGCAUACUGGAAAGCUGUGGCCGAAAUAGUCGAAAUUGAAGAGUCGCCUCAGACGGGGAGUUGGGCCAAGGUCUUCAACGCUUGGAAGCAGGUUGCCAAUCUUCUCAUACGCGGGUACACCAAUGGAGGAUUCCAGGCAUGGACGCUGCCUUGUCUAUAUAUCGUUGGGAGAUAUCUUCGAAUAUUUGCGGUGGAAGCGGAUGCCAGCACGUCUCAGGAUUCAGAUGCUUAUAAUAAUAGCUUCCAAGACGACGUGGUAUCCGAUCCCAGUAAGAAUGCCAAACUGGAGGAGUCAUCUCAAAUCAUUAACCGAAUGUUCACGUUGUGUCUCCACGAUAGGGCACCUAUUGAAGAGUCUCGUAAAUGGGGCGUGUAUAACACUGUGAACCUUUCUUUCAAAACAUAUUUUAAGCUCGGGGCCAUAUCAUCCUGUAAGAGCUUGCUGCGGGCUAUAAAUGCAUCGCACGCAGAUUUACCACCCAUUUCGGCCUUCCCCAAAUCACAUAUUGUCACCUUCAAAUAUUAUCUCGGAGUGAUAUGUUUCCUAGACGAGAACUACGCAGAGGCUGAAGAGCAUUUGACGUACGCGUGGAAAAUGUGCCAUCCCGACGCCAAGAAAAAUAAAGAACUAAUUCUUACCUACCUUAUUCCCUGCCACAUCGUAACAACCCACACACUGCCGACACGUCGACUCCUUGCCCCCUAUCCUCUUCUCGAGAAGCUCUACAGUCCCUUGAGCAAGUGCAUCAAGAAAGGCGACCUUACGGGCUUCGACACGGCGAUGGCUGCCGGUGAGAAUGAAUUUGUCAAGAGACGUAUAUAUCUACCGCUCGAACGGGGACGAGACAUCGCUCUCCGAAAUCUUUUCCGGAAGUGUUUUUGGCUGGAGGAUACGAUCCACCCGUGAACGGACAACCACCUAUCCGGCGUACGCGGAUCCCUGUUGCGGAAUUCGCUGCUGCAAUUAGGCUAGGCAACAAGGUGGAUGAAAAGGUUCCGCUUGACAUGGAUGAAGUUGAAUGCUUUCUAGCAAAUCUCAUUUACAAAAACUUGAUGAAAGGAUACAUUUCUCGGGAAAGAGGUAUUGUGGUGCUAAGCAAAGGCGGCACCGCGUUCCCCGGAACCGGGGUCUAAUAUACCUCACACCACAGAACCUAUAUUCAUUCAUCCGUGGUUCUUAUUCUGCCGUGCGAUUUUCCUCGAAAUAAUAAACACUCCUCUUUUCUUAGCUUUCCUUGGCUCGCGAACAAGGAGAGCGAUGGAAAUGUAAUCGAUAUGCGCGCCUGUAUUCAUAUGACAAAUCAUUAGAGAAUAUUCCCCCUUUCCCGCCAACUUCCGCGGAUACUAUCUCAAGCCUGGCCGCUUAUCUGCACCUUCGUAUUAUACGGACAUGCUCUGAAUAUAUUAUUGAGUCGUCUUCGCGCAGCUGGUACUACCUACAUAUCUGAAAGUUCAACAAGCGCCUCAACUACUUCGCUCUAAAGUCAUCCAAUCCAACUAACACCGACACCACCACCACCGCCACUACUACCAGCAAAGAUACCCACCUGCCUAUCCCACUAACAAAUUCACCUACUCAUUGGCGCGCAAAAGGCACCCUUCGCCAGAGCUGUCAUGCAAACCCAGGCAAGGGGACAGGACCAGCCCAAUACAGUGGCUCAUACACACAUCUUCUCUGACAUCAUAGAAAGAGGGUAAGUAGCAUGAGAGAGAGAAGAGAUGUGAUAUUCUACAGUUGUAUAUACAGUAGUGGCAGGAAGUCAGCGUACUAGCGGCUCGGCGCUGAGAAUCUAGAUAUCAACCCGCUUCUCUAUCUAUUGAAUCAAAUCUCAACCAGGUAUCUAAUGUAGCCUUACAUACAUGAUUUCUAUGGCUAAAUCAAUAGAGAAUACCUAUAUGCACUUUCUUUUUCUAAUAUUUAGUUGAGCCAUGUUUAGACAAGACGUCAGAAUUAGACUGACCGUGUGACCGUGUCUGGGACCAGGAUCAGAAUAUUUUAUGGGUCU